Closterium sp. NIES-65 is the source of this 3373-nucleotide messenger RNA. Lineage: Eukaryota; Viridiplantae; Streptophyta; Zygnematophyceae; Desmidiales; Closteriaceae. The record is from the annotation of a GenBank genome assembly.
CCCGCCCCAUUCUCCCGCUUCCAUAACCCCACCCCCGUCUCCCGCUUUCCAUCACCCCGCCACAUUCUCCUGCUUUUUAUCACCUCGCCCCAUUCCCCUCCUUCCAUCACCCUGCCCCAUUCCCCGCUUUCCACCACCCCGCCCAUUCUCCCGCUUUCCAUCAUCCCGCCCCAUCUCCCUCCUUCCAUCACCCCGCCCCAUUCUCCCGCUUUCCAUCACUCCGCCCCAUUCUCCCUCCUUCCAUCACCCCACCCCAUUCUCCCUCCUUCCAUCACCCUGCCCCAUCCUCCCGCUUUCCAUCACCCCGCCCCAUUCUCCCGCUUCCCAUAACCCCACCCUAUUCUCCCGCUUCCAUCACCCCGCCACAUUCUCCCACUUUCCAUCACCCCACCCCUUCUCUCUCCUUCCUUCCAUCACCCCGCCCCAUUCUCCCUCCUUCCAUCACCCCGCCCCAUUCUCCCGCUUUCCAUCACCCCUCCCCUUUCUCCCACUUUCCAUCUCCCCGCCCCAUUCUCCCGCUUUCCAUCACCCCGCCCCAUUCUCCCGCUCUCCAUCACCCCGCCCCAUUCUUCCGCUUCCCAUCAUCCCGCCCCAUUCCCCCCCUUUCCAUCACCCCUCCCCAUUCUCCCUCCUUCCAUCACCCCGCCCCAUUCUCUUGCUUUCCAUCACCCCCCCCCCAUUCUCCCGCUUUCCAUCACCCGCCCCAUUCUCCCGCUUUCCAUCACCCCAGCCCAUUCUUCCUCCUUCCAUCACCCCGCCCCAUUCUCCCGCUUUCCAUCACCCCGCCCCAUUCUCCCUCAUUCCAUCACCCCGCCCCAUUCUCCCGCUUUCCAUCACCCCGCCCCAUUCUCCUGCUUCCCAUAACCCCACCACCAUUCUCCUGCUUUCCAUCAUCACCCCGCCACAUUUUCCACUUUCCAUCACCCCCCCCCCUUCUCUCUCCUUCCAUCACCCCGCCCCAUUCUCCUUCCUUCCAUCACCCCGCCCCAUUCUCCUGCUUUCCAUCAGCCCGCCCCAUUCUCCCGCUUUCCAUCACCCCGCCCCUUUCUCCCGCUUUCCAUCUCCCCGCCCCAUUCUCCCGCUUUCCAUCACCCCGCCCCAUUCUCCCGCUUUCCAUCCCCCGCCCCAUUCUUCCGCUUCCUCAUCCCGCCCCUUUUCCCCGCUUUCCAUCACCCUCCCCAUUCUCCCUCCUUCCAUCACCCCGCCCCAUUCUCCCGCUUUCCAUCACCUGCCCAUUCUCCCGCUUUCCAUCACCCCGCCUCAUCUUUUGCUUUCCAUCACCCCGCCCCAAUCUCCCGCUUUCCAUCACCCUGCCCCAUUCACCCGCUUUCCAUCACCCUCCCCAUUCCCCGCUUUCCAUCACCCCGCCCAUUCUCCCGCUUUCCAUCACCCCGCCCAUUCUCCCGCUUUCCAUCCCCCCGCCCCAUUCUCCCGCUUUCCAUCACCCCGCCCCAUUCUCCCGCUCUCCCGCUUUCCAUCACCCAGCCUCAUUCUCCCGCUUUCCAUCACCCGCCCCAUUCUCCCGCUUUCCAUCACCCCGCCCCAUUCUCCCCCUUUCCAUCACCCCGCCCAUUCUCCCUCCUUCCAUCACCCCGCCCCAUUCUCCCGCUUUCCAUCACCCCGUCCCAUUCUCCCUCCUUCCAUCACCCCGCCCCAUUCUCCCUCCUUCCAUCACCCCGCCCCCAUUCUCCCGCUUUCCAUCACCCCGCCCCAUUCUCCCGCUUCCAUCACCCAGCCCCAUUCUCCCGCUUUCCAACACCCCGCCCCAUUUUCCCGCUUUCCAUCACCCCGCCCGUUCUCCCGCUUUCAUCACCCUUCCCCAAUCCCCCGCUUUCCAUCACCCCGCCCCAUUCUCCCUCCUUCCAUCACCCGCCCCAUUUUCACCCGCUUUCCAUCACCCCGCCCCCCAUUCUCCCGCUUUCCAUCACCCCGCCCCAUUUUCCCGCUUUCCAUCACCCCGCCCCAAUCUCCCGCUUUCCAUCACCCUGCCCCAAUCUUCCGCUUUCCAUCACCCCGCCCAUUCUCCCUCUUUCCAUCACCCCGCCCCAUUCUCCCGCUUUCCAUCACCCCGCCCCAUUCUCUCGUUUUCCAUCACCCCGCCCCAUUCUCCCGCUUUCCAUCACCCCGCCCCAUUCUCCCGCUUUCCAUCACCCCGCCCCAUUCUCCCGCUUUCCAUCAACCCGCCCCUUUCUCCCGCUUUCCAUCUCCCCGCCCCAUUCUCCCGCUUUCCAUCACCCAGCCCCAUUCUCCCGCUUUCCAUCACCCCCGCCCCAUUUUCCCGCUUUCCAUCACCCUGCCCCAUUCUCCCGCUUUCCAUCACCCUGCCCCAAUCUUCCGCUUUCAUCACCCCGCCCCAUUCUCCGCUUUCCAUCACCCCCCCCCAUUCUCCCGCUUUCCAUCACCCCGCCCCGUUCUCCCGCUUUCCAUCACCCCCCCCCAUUCUCCCUCCUUCCAUCUCCCCCCCAUUCUCCCUUUCCAUCAUCCCGCCCAUUCUUCCUCCUUCCAUCACCCCGCCCCAUUCUCCCUCCUUCCAUCACCCCGCCCCAUUCUCCCGCUUUCCAUCACCCCGCCCCAUUCUCCCGCUUUCCAUCACCCCGCCCCAUUCUCCUCCUUCCAUCACCCCCCCCAUUCUCCCGCUUUCCAUCAUCCCGCCCCAUUCUCCCUCCUUCCAUCACCCCGCCCCAUUCUCCCUCCUUCCAUCACCCCGCCCCAUUCUCCCGCUUUCCAUCACCCCGCCCCAUUCUCCCGCUUCCAUAACACCCCACCCCAUUCUCCCGCUUUCCAUCACCCCGCCCAUUCUCCGGCUUUCCAUCACCCCGUCCAUUCUCCUUCCUUCCAUCACCCCGCCCCAUUCUCCCUCCUUCCAUCACCCCGCCCCAUUCUCCCGCUUUCCAUCAGCCCGCCCCAUUCUCCACUUUCCAUCACCCCGCCCCAUUCUCCCGCUUUCCAUCACCCCGCCCCAUUCUCCCGCUUUCCAUCACCCCGCCCACUUCUCCGCUUUCCAUCAUCCCGCCCCCUUCUCCCUCCUUCCAUCACCCCGCCCCAUUCUCCCUCCUUCCAUCACCCCGCCCCAUUCUCCCGCUUUCCAUCACCCCGCCCCAUUCUCCCGCUUUCCAUCACCCCGCCCCCUUCUCCCUCCUUCCAUCACCCCGCCCCAUUCUCCCUCCUUCCAUCACCCCGCCCCAUUCUCUCGCUUUCCAUCAUCCCGCCCCAUUCUCCCGCUUUCCAUCACCCCGCCCCAUUUUCCCGCUUUCCAUCACCCUGCCCCGAUCUCCCGCUUUCCAUCACCCUGCCCCAAUCUUCCGCUUUCCAUCACCCCGCCCAUUCUCCCUCCUUCCAUCACCCCGCCCCAUUCUCCCGCUUUCCAGGAUGA